AUGGCAUCAGUUUCGUCAUCAAAUUUGUCAACUCCUUUAAUAUAGGAUCCAAGUACUAUACCUAUUAAUGACGGACCUCAUGAAAAUAAAUAAGCGAAGGCUAAUUUUAUAAGCAGAAUUUUCUUUUAUUGGAUUCAUCCUUUAAUAAAGUUAGGAAACUAAGUAUUUUUGGAACAACAUUGCUUGGAUGAGUUGAGGGAGGAGGAUAAGUCUUCUCAUUAGCAUUCUAGAUUUCAUAAAGCCUUUAAAAAGUUUAAGAACACUUCUAAUUUCCCCUUAGUUAGGAGUAUAAUAACAGCUUUUAAAGGUGCUAUUUUUAAGAGUUCUGUCUACUCACUCAUUUAUAGUUCAUUGGAAAUGACAACACCUAUUUUGAUUAAAUUGGUUAUCGAUUUCGUUAGUGAUAGACAGCAUGAUGUUGAUUAUGGUAUAGGCCUAGUUGUAGCCGUAGUUUUGUCAAGAAUAUUUAUUUGUAUCUUUGAUUGCCACUCUUCAUUUACUUUCAAUCUUUUGGGAUAUAAUGUUACUAAUUCUAUUAGUAUAGCUAUUUAUAAGAAAUCACUAAGUUUUUCCUUAUUAUCUUCUGAUGAAUAUAAGUCAGGGGCUUUGAUUAAUAUGCUUUAGGUGGAUGCUUAAAGACUUUAACAGUUUUGUGCACAGUCAGCUAAUAUUACUCUUUUACCUAUUUAGCUCUUAUUUGGUUUAUAUUUAAUGUAUGAUAGUAUAGGAAUAUCAUUUUUGUUUGGAUUUGGAGUAAUUGUAAUUAUGGGAUUAAUAAAUUAUAUAAUUGGUAGAUUUUCGUUAAGAUAUUAGAAGAGGUUAAUGGUAAAGAAAGAUCAAAGAAUGAUGAUUUGCUCAGAAACUUUUAGCUCAAUUAAAUUUAUCAAAGCAAAUGCAUUCGAAGAGCAUUUUUAUGAUAAAAUUGAUCUAGUGAGAGAAAAAGAGUUAGGUAUAAUUUCUAAAAGGUUUAUUUGUGGUGUUAUUUCGAUUUGUUCUGUCUGGAUGACUCCUAUGCUCAUUUUAUGUGCAACAUUUACUGCUUAUGUUAUGAUGGGAAAUCUCAUCACACCAUAAAAGGCUUUUACAGUUAUUUCAAUAUUUUAUAUUUUGUAAGAACCUAUUAGAUCUAUCCCACUUGUAGUAAAUUAUUUUAUUGAGUGUCAUGUAAGUAUUAAGAGGAUAGAAAAAUUCCUUCUUGAGCCUGACAUUAAUAAAACAUUUGUCAACCAUGAUACAAAUAAUACAUUACCAAAGCACUAUGCUAUUAGAAUGAGAAAUGGAAAUUUUUAUUGGAAAUAAACUAAUGACUCCUUAAAUUCACUGUCUGAUGACUCAUCUACAAUAUCUUCUUCUUCAAAUAACUCUUCAGAUUCUGAUGUUUCUUAGCAUUCAUCUCCUAGAGGUGGUUCACCGACUGAAAUAAGUAAGAAUAGUGAAUUCUCUAAAGGUAGUUAGGAGUUAACCUCAACAAAAAAAAUAACUCAUUUAAGUCAUAAAAAGAACUUUGAAUCAGAUAUUGGAAGUGAUAUUGGUCAUUCUCAUACCGAAAUAGCUGAAUAAGAUUAACAAAAUAAACUCUCUCUAUAAAAAUUUGGCAAAAAUAAACGUAAACAAAGAAGCUCUGUGACAUCAACCAAAAUUUAUGAGACUUAAUCAGAAGAUGAAGAAAACAAGCUUACAAAUUAUGAUAAAUAUAUUUUAAAAAACAUACACUUAACCAUCCCAAAAGGAAAAAUGGUUGCUUUUGUUGGAGAUGUUGGAUCUGGUAAAAGUUCUUUACUCUAUAGCUUAAUUGGGGAGAUGAGAUUUGAUGAUUUUUAUGAAGCAAAACCUAGAGUUGAAAUUAAUGGUGAAAUGGCUAUUGUUCAUUAGAAACCAUGGAUUUUUAAUGGGACUGUUAAAGAUAACAUUCUUUUUGGAAGGCCUUAUGAAGAAGAUAAAUAUAGAGAAUGUGUCAGAUAUGCAUGCCUUGAAACAGAUUUUGGUAUUCUCAGCUAUGGUGACAUGACUCAAAUCGGAGAUAAAGGAGUAAAUUUGAGUGGUGGUUAAAAGGCGAGAAUAUCUUUAGCUAGAGUGUUAUACAGUGAUGCAGAUAUUCUUCUUUUAGAUGAUAUUUUAAGUGCGGUUGAUGUACAUGUAGGUAAAAGUAUACUUUAAAACUGUCUUAUGGAUUACAAAAAACAUACAACAAGAGUAGUUGCUACUCAUGCACUUCACUUCUUAAAAUACAUGGAUUAUAUUUACAUCCUUGAUAAAGGAUCUAUUACCAACGAGGGAACUUAUGAAAAAAUCCAAAGUUGUAAAAAGUUUAAGAGUAUAUAUAAGAAAUACAUUAAGGAACAGUUUGAUAGUUCAGCUGAGGAUGAAAAUUUUAUCAAAAGUAAACCGAAGGCAAACAAUUACCUUCAUACUAGCCAUAGUCUUGAUUAGCAUGAAUAGGAAGAUGAAGAAUUAGAAUAGAAUUUUUUUGCAGGAGAAGAAGAAGAGGUAUAAAAAGGGGAUGAUGAAUUCAAGAAAAGUUUUCAAAUUUUAACAAAGUAAGAUUCCUGCGAUGUGGCUUUUUAGAUUCCUAACUUCGAAGAUGAUAUUGAAUCUGGUAUUCAUAGUAAAAGCAAGAUAAAAUGCAAAGCCUGCAGAUAAGAAAAAAUGAAACAAGCCCUUAAAAAUAUGAUUAAAGAAAAGAAGAAAAUUGAGUAAUAUGAUAACUUGGUUCUUUAAGAAGACAGAAAAAGAGGGUAGGUUUCAACCUCAGUUAUCAAAAAAUAUACAAAGUUAAAUGGUGGAUUAUGGUAUAUAAUCGGUGCUAUAAGUUCAAUGAUCUUAUGGGAGAGUAUCAAGAUGGGUUCUAAUGUUUGGAUAUCAGAAUGGACAGGACAUAAUGAAGAGUCUAACAACUCUUUCUUUUUAAUUGGUUAUGCCAUUUUUGCAUGCAGCUAUGGUUUUAUGGCCUUAAUUAGAUCAGGAGUGCUAUUGACAGGUUCAAUCAAAUGCUCAAGGAUAAUUUAUAGAAGAAUGAUAUCAAAAUUAUUAUUUGCUCCUUUAAAUGAGUUUUUUGAAAGAAUUCCUAUAGGUAGAAUUCUAAAUCGUCUAUCAAAAGAUGUUCAGGUAAUAGACUAAGAUUUGGCUUAUGGAAUAGGCGUUUUCUUAGCUACUAUCUCAACAAUUAUAGGUGAUACUUUAUUGUGUGUUUAUGCUAGUAGUUUAUGGGUCUUAAUUCCAAUAUUCAUAUUUAUUUAUGCUUGCAAAAGACUCUAAUAAUAUUAUAUGAAUGCACAAAGAGAAAUAGUUAGGCUCGAAACAAUCUCAAGGUCUCCUAUUGUUUAGUAUUUUGGUGAAACACUAAUCGGAUUACCUUCUAUUAGAGCAUUCAGACAAUAAAAGAGAUUUUCUGAGGCUCACUGCAAGAAUAUUGAUGAAAAUAAAAAAAAUCAAAUAGCCUUUAUAGCAAUGGAGGGCUGGUUUAAGUUAAAUUUAACUUUUCUAUCAUUAAUGGUGAACACCACAGCUAUAUGCUUUUGUCUGUUCUAUAACAAGAGUGACCCAUCAAUGACUGGUUUACUUUUGACCUUUGCCUUUAACAUUGAUUCAGAAGUUUAAGACUUAAUUAUGAGCUAAAGCAGUGUUGAGAAAAAAAUUGUUUCAUUUGAAAGAUGCUAUUCUUACACUAAAAUUGAAAGUGAGAAAGGUUAAAUUGAAUAUUUAAGACAAAGAAAUGAUCUUAGAGAGUAAAGAUUUAAACUUAAGGAUUACUCAUCCGAUCCAUUGAUUAAAUGGCCAAGUAAAGGUGUAAUAGAAUUCUAAAAUGUUCAUUUGAAAUACAGACCUAACUUAGCUUGUGUAGUGAAAGGUUUAACUUUCCAAAUUAGGUCAUAAGAGAAAAUAGGAGUAGUUGGUAGAACAGGAGCAGGAAAAUCAACAAUUACUCUUUCGCUCUUAAGAAUAAUUGAGGCUUUUAAAGGAAAAAUUAUCAUUGAUGGGAUAGACAUUUCAUAAAUAAGAUUAGAUUAAUUAAGAUCUAAAAUUACUAUUAUUUUGUAAGAUCCUUAGCUAUUCAAUGGAACAAUAAGAUAAAAUGUUGAUCCUUUGGGAUAAUAUUCAGAUUCAGAAAUAAUAAUUACAUUAAACUAGUGCCAACUUCACAGAUUUGUUAAUUCUGAAAGGGGUUUGGAUACUUAUAUCAAUGAAGGAGGAGAUAACUUAAGUAUAGGAGAAAAGUAGUUAUUAUGCAUUGCAAGAGCUAUGUUGAAGAGAAGCAAAAUUGUUUUGAUAGAUGAAGCAACUGCUAAUAUAGAUGUAUAAACUGAUUAUUUGAUUCAACAAACAAUAUAAAAUGUAUUCAAGGACUGUACUGUUCUUACUAUUGCUCAUAGAAUAAAUACUAUCAUGAAAAGUGAUAGAAUUAUUGUCUUAAAUAAAGGUACUAUUGAAGAAUUCGACUCACCUUCAAACCUGUUGAAAAACCCUAAAUCAUUAUUUUAUUCAAUACAUUAAGAAUCAACAAAAGAAACCCAAUUCUGA
Messenger RNA from Tetrahymena thermophila SB210, 4518 nucleotides. Its product is annotated as ABC transporter family protein. NCBI's taxonomy places the organism in Eukaryota, Ciliophora, Oligohymenophorea, Hymenostomatida, Tetrahymenidae. Gene Ontology annotation, cellular component: membrane. Gene Ontology annotation, molecular function: ATP binding; ABC-type transporter activity; ATP hydrolysis activity. The transcript is spliced from 13 exons. The record is from RefSeq and is a predicted model, not a curated record. Gene Ontology annotation, biological process: transmembrane transport.